GUUCUUCUCCAUCGGAUCCGUACCGUGUCCCUGGUCUGCCUUCAUCCAGCGGUAAUGAUUCCGGGGUGCUUUACCGAUCCCGCGUUGUCAAUGCUGUCUCCGCUUUAAACACGCCGACCUGCUGAGCAUGUCGGCUUCUCAACUCCUCUCACUGCCCCUGCACCCCGUUGCUGUUGCUUUGUGAUUUUGGUCCCUUCACUUUGUGUGUGUGUGACAUUUUACAAGGUUCUUCUUCGCCGGGACUUCAGCGAAUGCUUAGUUGCAUCUCUCGCCGAGAGUGAGUGAAACAUCAGGUCUUCAUCAUGUCGUCUUUCCUCGAGUCCUCUCUCCGCAUCCCCUCACACGCAUCGAGAAGUUGGCGAACAGCGAGGUACUUUACCCGCGAUCAAGGGAAGCAAAACCUCCUCUUCGCUCGUUCGUUCUCCUCGACCCUACGUCGCCAUGAAAUCAAUAAAGUCGUCCCCUCGGCCGCCGAGGCGAUCAAGGACAUGAAGUCCAACUCUACCCUUCUAUGUGGUGGCUUUGGACUCUGCGGCGUGCCCGACACUCUGAUUGACGAGGUUGCGAAAACACCGUCCAUCACCGGUCUAACCGCGGUCUCCAACAAUGCCGGCAUCCCAGGUGCCGGCCUCGGUCAGCUCUUGGAGACCAAGCAAGUGAGGAAAAUGAUCGCCAGCUACGUUGGCGAGAAUAAAGUGCUGGAGCAGAUGUACCUGACGGGAGAGAUGGAGUUGGAACUGACACCCCAGGGAACUUUGGCCGAACGCUGUGCGGCGGGAGGCAAAGGAAUCCCCGCAUUCUACACACCGGCUGCGUUUGGCACAGUCGUGCAGACGGGUGAGAUCCCACUGAGGCACAACAAGGAUGGCAGCAUUGCACAAUUCGGAAAACCCAGGGACGUCAAGGUUUUCAAUGGCAAGUCCUAUGUCAUGGAGGAAGCGAUCGCCGGCGACUACGCGUUCGUGAAAGCGUACAAGGCCGACAAGCUCGGGAACUGCCAAUUCCGCCUCGCAGCAAACAACUUCAACGGUGCCAUGGGCAGGAAUGCUAAAGUUACCAUUGUGGAAGCCGAACAUAUCGUCGAGGUCGGCGAGAUUGACCCGGUCGCGGUGCAUUUGCCGGGUAUCUAUGUGAGCAAGGUGGUACAGGCGACCGCCGAGAAGAAGAUUGAGAAAUACGUCAACCGCAAGGAAGAGGGCGCCGACGUCAAAGACAGUCUUGGAAAGGGCGAUGCCGCAUCGAAGCGCGAGCAAAUCGUGAGACGUGCUGCGAAGGAAUUCCAAAACGGCAUGUACGCCAACUUGGGUAUUGGCAUGCCUAUGUUGGCCCCAUCCUUCGUGGAUGCUUCAGUUGAAGUCCAGUUACAAUCUGAGAACGGUAUCCUCGGCCUGGGCCCAUACCCGCGAAAGGGUGAGGAAGAUCCAGAUCUCAUCAACGCUGGAAAGGAAACCGUCACUUUGCUCCCUGGCGCUUCAUGCUUCGGAUCAGAGGAGUCUUUCGGUAUGAUCCGCUCGGGGCGCAUCAACAUGUCGAUGCUGGGCGCAAUGCAGGUUUCCGCGAAGGGUGACCUAGCGAACUGGAUGUUGCCCGGGAAGGUCAAGGGCUUCGGUGGAGCGAUGGAUUUGGUGAGCAACCCAGAGAAGACCCGAGUGGUGGCUUUGAUGGAGCACACGGACAAGAAGGGAAAUCCCAAGAUCCUGAAGCAGUGCGAGUUCCCUCUGACCGGAAGAGCAUGUGUCUCGAGAAUCAUCACGGAAUUGUGUGUCUUCGAUGUGGACUUCACGGACGGCCUGACGCUCAUUGAGCUCGCGGACGGUGUCACCGUCGACGAGAUCAAGGCCAAGACCGAGGCGCCUUUCAAGGUCGCCGACAACAUCAAACCCAUGCUCUAAGCCCCCCAUUUCCUUGCUCAUCACGUGCACGGAAAGAGAACAUAGACGACCUUGAGGGUGGAUCAGUUUAAUGCCAAAGGUCUCUGACUGAAAGGGAGCCACAAUUUGAUACGAGCGCCGUGGAACUGGAUACUGAUCGGAAAAGUCAUGCAAUGUAUUUGAAUAUUGGGUACGAGGCAGGGAGCCUGAAGUUGAACUGGCUCGCCAGUGUGGAGCUGAAGCGAAGCAAGGGAUUCAAAAAGUGCAGGCGGGGAUGUGGAUGGCUCCUCGAAAGGUAUAUCGACGGCAAGCUGUGGUGCACCAGCCUUGAGAACGAAGGUUAUUUGCGAAUGCUACCCGCCGGUGCUCAGCGCUGAGGAAUGGGCAGAGACCACACACCCUGCCACUCUCAUCUACACAGUGGGUUGGCCUGCUCACAAAAAGGAGUGAGACGAGAGCCAGGGGAAAGAUUCCAUAACUGAGCAUUUUGAAAGUUUCUAGACGACAAGGCGUGGUGAUGGUGUUUAAUUAUGUGUUCUAUCGGUCUGUCACUGUUCACCAGGGAGAGCAAUGAAUUCGAAGCUUUUUUUGUCCCCAAAAAGACAUCCCAUCUAGGCCAUCCAUCCGUCCAUUCAUCCAUCCAUCAGUCAUCAUACCAACCGCUAGACUCUACCUGAUUGUCCCUCCGGCCACUCUUUCGGGCCGACGACUUCUUGG
This is a messenger RNA of Cladophialophora immunda, 2588 nucleotides long. RefSeq lists its product as uncharacterized. NCBI's taxonomy places the organism in Eukaryota, Fungi, Ascomycota, Eurotiomycetes, Chaetothyriales, Herpotrichiellaceae. Bases 303 to 1892 code for a protein of 529 amino acids. The transcript is spliced from 3 exons. Gene Ontology annotation, biological process: ketone body catabolic process. The record is from RefSeq and is a predicted model, not a curated record. Gene Ontology annotation, molecular function: succinyl-CoA:3-oxo-acid CoA-transferase activity.